Nicotiana tabacum (common tobacco) is the source of this 1670-nucleotide messenger RNA. RefSeq lists its product as uncharacterized. The record is from RefSeq and is a predicted model, not a curated record. NCBI's taxonomy places the organism in Eukaryota, Viridiplantae, Streptophyta, Magnoliopsida, Solanales, Solanaceae.
UUGAAUUUGAUCUUAGCACAACUAACAUCAUAACAUUCUGUAAUCUAAAAAUCCUUGAUUUGCGGAAUGUCUAUAUAUUAGACGACCAAUUGCAGACAGUUUUCGCCAGAUGCCCAUUCAUCAGGACUCUACAACUAAUUAAUUGCAAGGAAAUAAACAAAUUACAUAUUUUUGGCCUAGUACAUCUGGAGAAUUUGGUGGUUGUAUUGGGUAUAUUGGACAGACUCAGAAGCUUGAUAGUCCAGGCUCCAAAUCUUCGAUACUUUGGAUGUGGAGAGAUGGCACAGUUAAACAAGGGAAGUGAGGAUAAUCUUGUUCCUUGCAAAAUUGCAAAUGUGGAUGCUUACAAUACUAUAGAAACACUCAAACUCUGGGGUGCGAUCACAGAGCAACAGUUUCAAGACAUGUUCUCUAAGCACUCAAACAUUUCAGAAUUGGAUCUAGAAAGAUGCUAUGAGCUUAAAAAUAUAGAGAUUGUGAGCGAAAAACUCAAGAAGUUGACCUUAUCGAAGUGGAGGAAUUUGGAACAAGUCAAGAUUCAAGCUCCAAAUUUGACAGAAUUUGUUUUUGAGGGUCACAAAAUGCCCUUCAACCUUUCUCACUUUGUUCAAAAGCUCAACUACUCUAAUGGUUUCAUAUUAGAAAUACUUUGUGAGAAGAGUGAAACGAUCUUUCUAUAUGAAGAUCCAAAAGAAACUGUUGUUCCUCCAUUUGAUAAAGUCACGAUACUAUUUAGACCUGUGAAGCAUCUUGAAUCAUUCAUAAAUGAGUUCAUGAAAAUUUAUUCCAAGACACAGUCAAUACUUCCAAUUACAAAUAGCAAACUACUCCAGGUGUUGCCUACCUUAAUAGGAUGCCCAGAUGAUGCCAAAACCAAGCGCUCCUACUCGCAGCAUCGAUUGAAAGAAGUCAAUAUGUACACAAUUGAGAACGAAAUGGACGCCCUUCGGUAUAGUUGGUUAAAUUACGCGACUCUGUUUGAUCAACUGACUACUUUCAUGUUCAAAUGGUAAUAACAAGCUUGGUAUGAUUGUCUGAAGGGCCAUAGAUACAUCCAACAUUUAGUCUUAGUAUGUUCUGAAUAAAUAUGGUCUAUUAUAAAUAUUCAUGAUAAAUUCAGUUGAACUUAUUAAACUCAGUCUAGAAUAAUCUGCCUAUGUGGUUCUGGCUAAGAUCUCCCCCUUUGUUUUAAUUAUUUCCUUUCAUGUUCCCUCUCCUCCUUCAGUUUCUCUCAUACAUUAAUUAUCGUGUUCAAAUUAUUGUAUAUUGCAAAGUGACUGAAUUAAAAAUAAUAUCUUGCUAGAAUGUUUUAUGAUUGUCAUCAAAUCAAGAUCUGUGUAGCUAGCUUUCUGUGUGAGAACAUCUUCUGAAAAAAUUGAGCAGCAGCAUUUGAGAUAUCAUCUCUUUUGUCCAAGCCAGACUCCCUGCUCAUUUUUUAAGAAUUUCUCAAUGUUGAGUUUCCUUCUUUUGGAGCGGAGCAUUAGAACAACGGUAAAGUUGUCUCUGUGUGACCUAUAUAGGUCAGGGGUCAAGCCAGGGAAACAGCCACUAAUGCUUAACAUUACGGUAGACAGUCUACAUCACUCUCCUUUGGAUGCGGUACUGCGUGAAUGUAUGAUGCUCUGUGCACCAGGCUGCCCUUUCUUUUUUUUGUUGAGUUUCUCUCUUUU